AUUGAGUUGGUCGAUCGGUGCUUGAGGACGCCUCAGGGUACAAUCAUUCAAUUGGCUUCAGUGUGGUGGCAAAAUGCAUCAAUUGUGAACGUUAUGAAUACAAUAUUAAAUGUCAUUUAUACAAAAUAUCAUAUUUUCCAAUAUUUUCUACCUGUGAUUUGGUGAAAUUGUGGAAAAAGGAGGAAAUAUAAUAUUGAAUAUAGAGAGAGAUAAAUUCGCAUUCUAUCGUGUUUUCCAAAUGUGGAUGCGGUGGUGUGUGAUUGAGGUUUUAUUUGGUGUCUUUGUCAUUUUGCAAUUUUCCCAUGAGAGGUGGCAUUAAUAGAGACUUUUUGCACUAUUUCCCUCUAAAGGACACAACAUCCAAUACAAAUCAGGCACGAUCAGUCACGCUCAUUGUGUGCAAAACACUCAGUUCAGUGUUUAAGAGCAGUCGUAAAAUAAUCUAUCGCGUGUGUGAAGUCACUAGUGUUAAGAAACCAUUGAAAAUGUUCAAUCUCUAUUCAACAAUGAAUCGCCGCAAUGAGGACAAGGAGGAGAAAGAAAUUCAAACUACAGGACAUGAUCGAUUCUGUCAGGCACGUCCUUCGAGAUCGACGUAUCGUAAGAAGCGGAAGAGGAACGUGAGAAGAGCCCAAUCAGCUGCAGAAUUUGAUUCUCAGGCCGUUUUCGCAGCAAAUAAGCGUCAUUUAUUCAGAGGGAGAUCUGUGAGCACAGAACAGGAAAAUUCAGAGUCUGAACAAUCGGAGAAGUCACCAUUAGUCAGCACCAAGUUGGAUUCAUUGGCGAAACUUCUAUUCAGUAAAAGUUCCAAGCAGGACAAUCCGUCGGGCAGCAAAGUGACUGAAUCACCAACAAGGCACAGUGUCCUGAGGUAUCAAUAUACAGCGCUGGAGAGCGGGACCUGUGGCCAGGACAGAAGUCCACGCGAGAGAGCGGUGAGAGAGCAGGCACUUGCUGCAAGUCAGGCAUGGAUCCAGCAAUCUGGAGGACGCUACGAGGUCAUCGUGCAUCUCGAUGACAUCGGAUCGAGGACCAAUAAGCACUGGUUCCUUCUAAAGGAUACCUCUGUACGAACUGAUCGCUUAAUGACCCUACUUCCAAUACCCCCGGAUUGUGUUGCCUUAGAAGAACUGCCACCUUCUCAGUGUCUCAAGGGCGUCUUUAUGGAGCUUCUUGGUUCUCUGCAACAUCCCUACAUUUAUCCCGUCUUAGAUUUAGGUUUUGUAAACUUCGAAUCUCGCAACUAUGCCUGCCUCGUGACACCCUUCAAUCCUCGUGGCAGUCUCAAGGAUCUCAUUUACAAGAGCCAGUGGAAUGAGGCAUGGUGUCGAAAGUACACGAGGAAAUCCACUUGUUUGCCAAUAUCUCAAGUACAACGAUUGGGACGACAAAUUCUGGAGGCGUUACUCUUCCUCCGUGAACGGGGCUUCUCAUCCCACGGGCAUCUCCAUAGUGGAAAUGUUAUUCUGCAGAACGGUGUGGCACGACUGUCUGGAUUGGAGAAUGGAAUCCUCGGGCUCAAUUCCAAUAUAAAUGCAAUUGUAUGGUCAAAGAGUCGCAAUGAAUUGGACAAUAUCGAUGUUAUCUGCUUUGGGCAUCUCUUGUUUGAGAUGUGCUGUGGGUAUGAGUUGGCAAUGCCCCAGCCGUCUCCGGGUCACAUUCAGCUAGACCUUGAGAGAUAUCCUCAAGUGGCUGAAGUUCUGCAGAUGAUCUUCGAUUCUCCAGACGGGAGAUAUCCUUCCGUUGAGGAUCUCGUGAUGCACGAUCUCUUCCGGAACAUUGAUCUGCGAGAACUUCGAGGUACGUGCGUACCUUCGUUCAAGCACGGUCUCAGUAGUUCCACAAUGAGCAUUCUCCAGGCUGUCCACAGGCGUCAGGGGAGCUUCUUCAGUGGCUCCUACAGCGAAGGUAGUUCCCCGUGUACACCACCCUCAACGCCCAGACUUGGGAGGAAACUCGAGGAUUCCGACACACCCAGCUUAUCCAGUCAUUCCGAAGAAAUUAUGGAGGGAGUCACAAUUGCUGCCACUCACUACGAACCCAUGGAUUCACCUUUGCACUUUUGUGAAAGCAGCACAAGUGGUCAGAGGGAUUUGGAGGAUGCAGAAGAGGGUUGCUCAACAUCACAGAAUUAUUCAACACCCAAUCAACUCACAACGACCAGCGCCAGCAAGAAUAGUCAAAGUAGAAGAAUGGAGUACUCAAUGCGUGGGAUGAAGCUCGAUGUUAGCAAUCCUUCUCAGGAUUCUGCAUUUGGUUCAAUGACGGAUGGAGACAUCUCAGUGGCAUCAUCGAGUUUCCGUCUGAAUAGCUUCCAGUCCGUCACGUCUCCCAUUGAUGAGGGUGUUGAAGAUCUAACAGAGUCCAAGGAAGCUCGUGAUCCACCCCAAAAACACCCUCCUAGCUGCCUGGAGCCACCACUUUUGCUGGUUAAUGACCAAUGUUCCAUCUACACAACAUCACCCCUACGGAGAGGUGACACCAUUGAGGUUUUCUCCCAAAAGUACCGUGUUUCUUCCUUCGAAGAUGUCCCACGCACAUGCCAGAACCUCAAGAGGGAUAAAUAUGCAUUCCGAUCCUUUGAGGAGGAACGUCGAAUUGAUCUGGCUUUCGCUCCAAUCACCAAGAGCGCUAGCACUGCGUCUGCUGGUAAAAAUCAAUUGUCCCUGAGCAAGAGUUCCCUGGUGCGAAAUGAGAAAUUCAAGCGUCUAACGCAUGCAGCUUUCUCAAGUCGCAUGGCAGGAAGUCGUCAUGUCCUGUGGAAGAACAGCAUAAUGGCACGGAAGCAAACUGUAAAAUCCAACGAAUCCCUCUUGGAUACCUCUCCAACGCGUUCUUUGGAAACCAAAGUGAGCCCAGUGCGUGAUUUGGGUGAAUCCCUGGCUCCGUGGAAUUCCUGGAAAUCCCGCUCAGAACGAACUCUCUUCUCACUGGCUGACUUCAAGCAACCUGCCCUCGAGACAAGCUCCUGCCACGCUGAGGACUUCACAUCCGACGAGGAGGACACGUCUACACGUGUAGCCAGCAGUGGUGACAGCUCCAACACCUCCAAGCCACCGGAGGAGCCGGAGAAGAGUCUCGAUUCGAGCGAUGAGGUCGAGGAUGCGGAUGAGAGUAGUGACUUCCUCUCGUCACCAAGUCACGAGUACAUGUGCAAGUUAAUUGGAAGCGGUGGCGAAGAGACUCCACUGCUUGAGGGUAUGGAGAUGUCUCCAAUUUCGCCCAAGGAGUAACCCGCUCCAUCCCCCCAAUGCGGGUAAAUGUGAUAAAGCGUGCUGUAUAUGAUAUUCUCACACAAUCUCCCCUCCCUCCCCUAUUUUUUCAACUCCUCUGAGACACUUUCCGUGAAAGAUUUCAUAGCAUUUUAGGGUCGUCUCCCUGAUAUAUAGGAAAAUGUAGUCCUUAAAAAUCCCUUCUAGAGGAAAUUUCUUGUGUUUUUUUUUUAUUAAGAUAAAAAUUGGGAUUUUAGAGGUAAAUUUUAAGAUUUUUUUUAUUAAAAAAAGAAAAACAUUUUUGCUCACAUUUUUGAGAAAGUUUUCAAGGGACGAAUGAGAAGGUUCGUUCUUUAAAAAUCUCUCUGCUAAAAUGAACCUGUUGGUACACCUCAACUAGAAAAACUUCCCUCCCUUGUGAGCUUUACUCUUUGAUUUUUUAGAGGCAACAUAUUUUUCUGAAAGUUUUCCCGCCCUUUAUUCCUUCAAUGCAAAAAAAAAAGACGUAAUAAAUAAUAAAACAUAAAAUAAUAAAACUAAAAUAUGGAUGUGAUAAGAAAUAAAGAAAAUAAAUUCAGAGACACAAUCUAUAUAAAUGACAAGAAUAUUCCUUAAAGAAAGUAACAAUAAAAGAUUAAAGAAUCUCCAAUCGGCACCAUUACAAUAAAUAGUGAAAUAAUAUAUCUCUCUAAUUAAAUAUUUAACUGUUAGAAAAUUUUGAAGAAAGAAAAAAUGCCAAAUUUCAGAACAAAAACCAUUUCGGUAUUCACUUUGAAAAGAAAAUUCACAACAAUUGAAAAAAAGAGUAUUAAGAUAAAAAAAUCCCGAAAGUCCACAUUCUUGGGAAACAAUAAAAUUUAUCUUCAGAGCUUAAAAGAAUAAAAUAUUACAUACCUACAUACUUUUCUCGAGUUUCCAACAUUAAAUCAUCAUGUAUUUUUAAGGAGAAUCACAAAACUUGAAAGAAAAUCAAGAAAAAUUUUUCUUUUUUUUUCUUAAUUAAGUGCUUGUAGUUACCGAAUAUAGAACAUUUUUUAUUUACAUUAUUAAAUUCAACUUCAUCUUUACAGCCAAAAACGAAUCGAGGACAUUGUCAUAAUUUAGGGAACAUUGUUAAGAAAAAGAAAAUUAAACAAUCGUUAAAAAAUGAAAAAUAAAAAUUCUAUGUAAAAUCUUUCUAAAAAAAAAGAGCCUUAAAAGUGGCUGUCUGACGGAGAAUUUUCUGCAUCAUAAAACUUUGGAUUUUCCUGGGCAAAAAGCUGAAAUUUUCUUUUGUAAAAUUAUUUUUUUAUUAAGCUAAAUUUGCUUAAAAAUUCCUCCCAAAAAUUACUUAGCAAAAUUAUUUUUUAAGCCGCGAAUGUGUCACUUAAAACAUUUUGAUGCCGUCCCAAUUUUGUCAAGAAUUCUAUAGAAUUGCUUUAUAAAAAAAACUCACUUGUAAACUUUAUUAGAUGGUAAAAAGAAUAUUUAUUGCAGAAUUUUAUUUUAUUCUAUUGCUCAUUGUAUUUUUUUUUAAUUAAAUUAAAAAUAAGGAAAGACAAAUCUUCAAUGUAAUAAAAGAAAUGGAAUAAAUAAGAAAUAAAAUGAAGACAAAAAUAGAAUUUAAAAAA
Lutzomyia longipalpis is the source of this 4822-nucleotide messenger RNA. It is a transcript of the gene Slob, whose product is annotated as slowpoke-binding protein. The coding region runs from base 303 to 3233 and encodes 976 amino acids. Lineage: Eukaryota; Metazoa; Arthropoda; Insecta; Diptera; Psychodidae. The record is from RefSeq and is a predicted model, not a curated record. The transcript is spliced from 11 exons.